UAUACCCAAAAAUAAGCAGUCACGGUUAAUUUUCAUGAAACGAACGAAGUUUCACAUUUCUCCCGAAGAUUUCCAGAAGAGGCCGAAAAUAUCUGAUCCCAUCAGCGCUGCAUGUUACUUUGGAUUCUUUAACGUCCGGGAUCCUCAGAUGCAAUAUCUAAUCGGAUGAAGAAUGGUCUUAGCCAAAGUGAAUUUAACUCUUGCAUCAAUGUUGAUUCUUUUCUGCGUCGUCAAAUCUAGUACUGGCGGAACAGGAAUGCAUGUAUCUGAGACAGAAUUCAAGAUGUUGCAGAAUGGAGAGCGAGCACAGAGGAAGCCUAGGGCAGAGCCUGAAUCAGGACCAGAAAGCGAACCCAAAGCAGAAGGAGAACCUAAAGUAGAAGGAGAGCCUGAAGUAGAAGGAGAACCUAAAGUAGAAGGAGAAUCCAAAGCAGAAGGAGAACCUAAAGUAGAAGGAGAGCCCGAAAGUGAAAAUCACCCAUACACGAAGCCUACCUCAGAAUAUCCACAGGGAGAAACUGAACCGUCGGCAACGCCAGAAAAUUGGCCAGAACCAGGCCCCCGGUGGGAACAGGCAUACGAGACAUGGAGAUGGGCCUGGGAGCUACAUGUCUACCUUUAUGCAACGAUAUUUCUUUUGAUUGGCUUGUACGCCGGGUAUUAUGUCAUAGCUAACGUGUAUGAUGGCCUGCAAGGUAAAUACCUGAGCGUGAGCCUCAAUAUCAUGGUGUCAGUGUUUGGGUUCACCAGGGCCUUUGUCAUGUUUUUGGACCCAUAUCAUCAAGGGGGCAUGAUUCACAACACUGCGGUGAUGCGCGUCAUUUGGUCUCUUGGAGGCCCUUGUCUCACAGCGUCCGACAGUUUGAUGAUUCUUUCCCUGAUAGAGACGGCAAAAAUCUCCGUUGCACCUCCUAAGCUCCAGAAAGCAAACAUAAACAUAAUUAUCAUAAGCUUUCAUUUUGCGCUCGUAAUAACUACAGACUGUGUGGUGUCUGACUACGUGGAAGCGAAAGCCAUGUUGUUAUUUUGUCAGUUGUUUUUUGUAACGUGGGGUUCCGUACUUGGGACUAUAAACUUUGUACUUGGAUAUAAACUGGAUCAACAGCUUUUCAGUCACAAAAACCCGAAAGAAACAGCGGACAAAAUAUACAUUUUUCUCAUUUACGCUUCCGGCCUUGCAAAUUACUUUUUAUGCGCAAUAAUUGUCUAUUCAGCGUUUGGAGUUUUUGGUGUGUACUCAGAUAUUCAAUUUGUAGAUGCGUGGCCUUGGUGGGCCUUGCAAACGAUGUCGCGUUUCAGCGAAAUACUCGCGUGUGUUUUGAUAUUCACAGUUAGUGCUAAACGGACCCGGGUCAAGAGGGCGGUCAGUCAGUUAACGGAUGAGAAAAGCUUAGACACAAUCAUUCCGGAAGAAAUCAGUUCUACGCAAUCAUUUUCGUGGACUUCUAGGUUCAGAAAUUGCUUCAAGCGUAAAAAGGUCGCCGCUGACAGAAACAAUGGAAGUGUAAUAAGCCUUUUCACCGCUCUCCGUGAAAUGGCCCUGGCUGCGACCGGUGAGAACUGGUACGGGACUAAACCGGGUCACCGGAUAAAAGGAAGCGGGGAAUGCUGGGUAGAAAAAAAAACAACUUCGUCUAUCAUUCACCUGCCUGGAAAAACAAAAAUGUAUCCGCAUGGAAAUACAUUUGACGACUUAGGGAGUGACGACGAGGAGGUGGAAAAGGAAUACCUGCAACUUGAGUUUAGGAGCAUACAAGAAAGAAGAUCAAGCAUGUUUACAGCUCUUCACGAUGCUAAAAAAAAGCGCAAAACGGCCUUUUCACCCGGGAAAACGACUCGACUUAAGCCUUUAUUCCAAACUGAUAAUGUUGGAGAAGCUAUGAUCAAGAAGAUUGACUCGAAUAAACAAAACUCUGAUGAAACUUGGGAUACAUUGUCUGAAAUUAAACUUCCAAAUAUGGCAGAUAUGGCAGAUAUGGCAGAAAAUUGCUGAACAGUAAUGUACUGAGGUCAUGAAACUGUGACUCGGAAACUAACCACAAUACCUCUCGGAGUUCUCGCUGCACUUUUACACUUUUUUCCGACAACCUUUCUCGAAACGGCUGUAUAUAAAACAUCCACAUACUCAGUUUUCAGGAUUAAAAUUGAAUUCUGGGAAGCCGUUUUCAAUAUUAAGGGAGAAUUAUGCCCCAGCAACCAUAUGACUUUUAUCUCUGCCAUUGAAAAUCAUAUGUUAAAGAGUACAUCUUACUGCGUUUGAGAUUUCGAUGAGUAACCUAACCAUACUACUGUUCAAAGAUUGUUAUCCAAUGUGCUAAAAUUUAGACAAUGAUCGAUGCCAUUUUGAACACAACUCAGCCAGUAGGCCUGCUGCACACCCAUGGCCGUUGCAUGCGUAGGAAAAUUAUUAUUUGAGUCAAAAUAUGCCUUUGAGUAUAGUUCCUGAUCUUUUGAAAAAGAUCGUCAAGGGAUAUGGAGAGAGGGGUGAGACAUGAUCACGUUACUGAGCAAGAUUAAACAUGGCGGCCUCCAAAGUGACUUUAAUUUCAGCCACAUUAGAACACGAAGACAAUUUACACUCAUCAGAAAUCGGCUGGUUUCAUAAGUUUGCUCAGACAUUUUGAUUUUGGAGAUAAAAAUUGCAUGGUCUCUAGAUAAUACCAAUCCCUUCGUCCAACAUCUGCAUCUGUAAUUCAAGGCGGUGUGUUUUGAAAGG
This is a messenger RNA of Stylophora pistillata, 2716 nucleotides long. RefSeq lists its product as uncharacterized. NCBI's taxonomy places the organism in Eukaryota, Metazoa, Cnidaria, Anthozoa, Scleractinia, Pocilloporidae. The record is from RefSeq and is a predicted model, not a curated record.